Molecule: messenger RNA, 6985 nt
Organism: Camellia sinensis
Lineage: Eukaryota; Viridiplantae; Streptophyta; Magnoliopsida; Ericales; Theaceae
Source: RefSeq, a predicted model, not a curated record
GCCCAAGAUAAGAGGUGUAGAGGAUUCUCUAUCAAUUCUACUUCCAAACAAAAGAUAUGAGCUGAGAAGAGCAGAGAUGAAAUAAAACUGUAAAAACGGCCAAACCAUCCUCUGCUCUCUGAGUUGAGAAGUGAGAGCUGACUAUCUAUAAUCCAUGGCUGCUACUCUCUUUCUCUCUGCUCUUCUUCCUCCAUCAUCAAACACCCACCAUUUCCCUCACAUCUCUAACCCAAUUUCAAACCUCUACAUUCCCACUUCACUCUCCCUCCUCUACCCCAAUUCUUUUAGAAGCCGUAAAUCAACCCCUCCCUCCAAUUCCCUCAAAUCCCUCCCAUCCACCUCCACCCUCUACACCAUUCAAUCCCCAAACCCAGAUUAUUUGUUAUCAGCAGAGCCAAUUUUACGCUCCGAUGCGGUAAUUAAGAUGCCCACAGCUCCGUGGAUGAAGGGUCCUCUUCUUCUUCAUCCUAAUCAAGUCUUGGACCUCUCUAAACCAAGAAAGAAGAAGAACAACUUGACCAACAACGAAGAAGAAAAUCCCGACCCGUCAUUGAUUGACAGAGUUAGCGGUGGAAGAAGGAAGAAGGCAAUGAAGAAGAUUUUCGAAGGCGUCGGGAAACUUCAAGAAACCCUUGGUUCGGAAGAGACCCAGAAAAACCCAGAAGAAAUUGGAUUUGAUUUUUCGUUAGGAGAAUUGGGGGAAGAUGGGAAUCCAAAGUUGGGGGAGAAAAUGCCGUGGGAAAGCAAUGAGAGGGUCGUGUUUAGGAGAACCAAGAAAGAGAAGGUGGUGACUGCUGCUGACGUGAGUCUUGAUGGGGAGUUGCUUGGGAGAUUGAGGGGUGAGGCUGCAAGGAUGAGGAAGUGGGUCAAGGUUAUGAAAGCUGGGGUGACUCACACUGUUAUUGAUCAGAUUCAUCAGAUUUGGAAGGACAAUGAACUUGCCAUGGUGAAAUUCGAUUUGCCACUGUGUCGGAAUAUGGAUAGGGCUCAAGAAAUUGUUGAGAUCAAGACUGGAGGCUUAGUUGUAUGGUGCAAGAAAGAUGCACUUGUUGUUUAUAGAGGAUGUAAUUAUCAGUUCAGAUUGAGAUCUUUUUCAAAGAUGCAUUCAGGUUUUGCUAGAGGUCAAACAACUUCUUCCUUGAAUAUCAGAAAUCAUCAAAUAAAACUCAACAUGACUCUUUCUCAAGUAGAAUCAGAUGAAAGUACUGGGGAAGAAAUGAAAAGCAGAAAUGAUGGUGAAAUGGCAAAUAUACCGAUAAAUGGUUCUUUGUACGAAAGGGAAGCUGAUAGAUUAUUGGAUGGCUUGGGACCCCGCUUCAUUGAUUGGUGGAGGCCAAAGCCUUUGCCUGUAGAUGCAGACUUGCUUCCAGAAGUGGUUCCUAGAUUCAAGCCUCCAUUUAGGCUUUGCCCACCUCAUGCUAGAGCAAAGCUGACCGAUGAUGAACUGACAUACUUGAGGAAGCUUGCUCGGCCGUUACCGUUUCAUUUCGUACUUGGUAGAAACAGAAAACUUCAGGGCUUGGCUGCUGCUAUUUUAAAACUGUGGGAAAAAUGUCAUACAGUGAAGAUUGCUGUGAAGUUUGGAAUUCCAAAUACUAAUAAUGCACAAAUGGCAUAUGAGCUCAAGUGUCUUACAGGUGGAGUUCUGUUGUUGCGUAACAAGUUCAUUAUAAUACUUUAUAGAGGCAAGGACUUUCUUACUGACGGAGUUGCAAACCAAGUGGCGGAGAGAGAAAUGGAGCUUUCAAAAUGUCAAAUUCAGGAAGAAGUUGCACGCUUAAAAGCAAUUGAAACUUUUCACAUGACCGAUGAAUCACAUGUAAACACUAGCACAAGUGGAAGUUUAUCAGAAUUCAAGAUUAUUCAAUCAGAAUGUGCAAACCUGAAAAAUAGAUAUGGGGAGGUUGACGUUCAACUACAGGCUGAAAAAGAAAUACUAAAGAAGCAACUGAGAAAUCAAGAACGAAAGCUUUUUAUUCUUAAAGUGAAGAUACGGAAGUCAACAAUGGAGUUAUCAAAACUAAAUUCUGCAUGGAGGCCUUCUGAGCAGGAUGCAGACCAGGAAAUGUUAACACAAGAGGAGAGAGAAUGCUUUAGGAAAAUGGGAUUGAAGAUGGACAGCAAUUUAGUUCUGGGAAGGCGUGGGGUGUUUGAUGGUGUAAUAGAAGGUUUGCAUCAGCACUGGAAGCACAGAGAAAUUGCCAAGGUGAUUACAAUGCAGAGAUUAUAUUCGCAGGUCCUUUAUACUGCAAAACAUCUUGAAGUAGAAAGUGGUGGAAUACUAGUUUCAGUAGACAAGCUGAAAGAAGGCCAUGCUAUUAUUAUUUACCGAGGGAAAAACUAUAGACGGCCUUUAAAUUUGGUGCCUCCAAAUCUUCUGAGCAAAAGAGAAGCACUACACAGGUCUCUCGAAAUGCAGAGGAUUGGAUCAUUGAAGUUUUUUGCAUAUAAGAGACAGCAGGAAAUCUGUGACUUGAAAUGUAAGCUGGCAGAUUUAGAAAAGAGAUGGGAAAUUGAUAAAAGAGAAUCUGACAAGGUCACAUGGAAUGGACUCAAAGAACCAACUUGCCAUGGAAUCUCUUGAAUUUGUCUCUUUCUAGAGAGGAAACAACACAGAUAUGAUAAAUCCAUAUCUAAAUAUUGUGGUUUGAUAAAUCCAUUUGAAAUGUUUACCUUUUACAAUUUCAAUAUCUUUUUAACUUUUUCAUAAACCAUGGGUCCCCAAACGAAAGACAUUACUGUAUAAUACAAAGUUCUCUAUCUGAAUUGGCAACUGCCUCCUCUCUUUCUCUCUUCAUCUCAUUAUUCAUUACAAAAUUCAAUGGGUAAAUUCUACUUUGCACCCCUACACUUUAUACAAAAUCUCACUUUGGUCUCUACACAUCAAAUUGUGACACUUAACCCCCCUGCACUUUUGGUCAAGUGUCACAUUGUCCUUCUAUUACUCCACUGUUUGACUGUUUAACAGAAGUUAGUCACAUGAUAUGCAUGUGAUCACUAAAUUGGGGAAGGGGGAAAUUGACCAUAUGUCCCGGCAAUACACCAUGUGAUUGUUCCAAAAUUUAUAUCAAUUUAGGGCUUAAACCAAAAUUCAGAUGGUGAACUGUUAGGGUUUUGCAAAAAGUGAGUCACGAGUUGAAGAGAAUGGAAGACAGAGGUGCGCAUUCAUUAGGUAAAGCAUAACCUGGCAAUAUUUUAUAACAAUUGAUUGUGGUUUGUUUGUGUGUGUGGGUUUUUACAAUAAUUUCUUGAUUUAUCAUUUUUUUUUUUUUGGUUUGGUUUUGGGUGUGGGUUUCCAGAACAAUUUCUUGGAUCAAAUGUAACUUUUGUUUGAUUUUUUUAUUUACUACUUUUUUGGUUGAAGAAAAAUGUGGUCCCGAGUGUGUUGGCUAGUCUUUGUCUGCUUGUAUUAACACUUGUAUUGUGUUUGGUUCAUGGAUUUGUAUAGGAAUUUGGAAAGGAAAAGGAAAAAGUAUGUGAAAAGGUGUUUGAAAUGUAACUACAUUUCAAACACCUUUUCUCUUUCCGUUUCCAAAUCCCUACCCAAAUCCAUGAACCAAACACACUUUUAGUUCACAAUGGAGAUUUGUGGAUGUUGUGGUCCCUUAACUCAUUUGUUUAUGAAUUGUUUAACUAAAAUGGUUGAAGAAAAUUUGUUCAUGGCUUUGUGGUCUCUAAACUGUUUUCUACAGGGGAUGGUUAUUGUUUUACUGUUGAGAUUCACCAUGGGGGUGACUUUGUUUACUCUCCAAGAAAGAUGUACAUUGGUGGAAACAUUACUUUAGUUGAAAAUUGUGAUCCUGCUAAAUUUUCUCUACUUGACUUUAAUCAUGAUGUGAAGAAAUUUGGGUAUGAUGGUUUAAUUAUUUACUUCUACAGAAUCCAUGGGAUGGACUUAGAUAAUGUUUUAAGGUUGGUAGCAACUGAUGCUAAUUUGGUUGAAAUGAUUGCUCAAAUGCCUCCUAGUAGAGUCAUUAAAGUGUACUUAGAAAAUGUUCCAGUAAGUAAUUAGUCAAAUUGAAAGUGAUCAAAUAGAGGAAUUAAUUGCUGAUAAUGUUGAUGUUUCUGUAGACAAGUGCAGAUAAGAGUCAUGAUGUUCAGGUUGAAAAUGAUGGUGAUGACAGUGAGGUUGAAAAUGAUAGUGUAGAUGACAGUGAGGAUGUAGACUUCUAUGAUAGUGAUUAUGGCAUGAGUGAUGAUGAUGUAUUGUUUGAAAACAAUGUUGACAAAGGUGUUGAGUGGGUUGGGAGCGGUAGAGGGAACACUAAUAACCAAGCAGAUGAGUAUACAUAUGGGUUUUCAAGCAUUGAACUAGAGGGUGUAGAGCUUGAGCAAGAUGGUGGAUCAUCUGAUGAGCUCCAAAGCAUUUAUGACUCCAGUGAUGAGGAUAGAAGAGGUCGAAAGUAUCCAGAGUUUAAUCCUGACACUUAAUGACCAAUGUUGAAUUUAAAGUGGGCAUGUUAUUUGGUUCAGCAACAGAAUUUAGAGCUGCAGUGAGAGAGUAUGCAAUAAAGAAUGGUAAGAAUGUAAAGUUUGUCAGGAAUGAGAAAACAAGGGUGAGGGCAGUGUGUAGGGAGGGAUGUAGAUGGAUGAUAUUUGCUUUUAAUAUGCAGAACCAGAACAUUUUGCAAGUGAAGACAUAUAGGAAAGAAUAUAAUUGUGGAAGGGUGUUUCAGAACAGGCAUGUGAACUCUAGGUGGCUGUCAAAAAAGUAUGGAUAGCAUUAGGAGAAACCCUAAACUCCCCCAAUUGAAUCUUUUCAAGCACAAGUUCAGGAGGAUUAUGUGGUUGGAGCAUCUAGGAGUCGUUUAUACAAGGCCAAGAGAAAGGCUUUAACCAUCAUAUACUAACAAUGAGCAAUAUAAUCAACUUUGGGGUUACUGUAAAGAGUCAGAUCCUGACACAACCAUUAUCAUGAAGUUAACUCCUCCUGAACACCCUGAGGACCCUACUAAUCAACCUACCUUUGAGAGAUUGUACAUUUGCCUUGGAGCUUGCAAGAGGGGUUUUGUAACAGGGUGUAGGUCGCUCAUUGGUCUAGGUGGAUGCCAUUUGAAAGCUGGACAAGCUGGACAAACUGGACAGUUACUAUGUGCAGUAGGAAUUGAUGCCAAUAACCAAAUGUUCCCAGUAGCAUACGCAGUGGUGGAGGGUGAGACAAAGAGCUCUUGGUUGUGGUUCAUUCAAUUGCUCAUAGAAGACAUUGGCAUAGAGAAUCAACAUGGAUGGACAUUUAUUACAUGCAAACAAAAGGGUUUGAUUCCUGCACUGGAGGAGCUUGUGCCACAUGCUGAACACAGAAACAGAAAUCAGUUCAAAGGAAAGGCAGGCCUCGUUAGGCAAGUUAACAUUUUAGCCAAAAAGUCAAAAAGUUGCCAAAAAAGCCAAAAAGCCUAUAACCUAUACCAAAAAGUCAAAGAUUCCAUUUUCUCUCUACAUUUUGCACAUCUUUUUGUAAAAAGUCAAAAAGUCACUCCAAACAUACUAGUUUUUUUUAAACUCAUAUUUUAGCCAAAAAGCAAAAAAGUUACUAAAAUAGUCUGUUCCCAAACAAGGACAAGUUGUGGAGUGCUUCUACGUCAACCACUGUCCACAAACAUGAAGAAGGGGUGGACCAAAUCAAGGGAGUCGACAACGAGGCAUUCAAGUGGUUGGCAGAAAAACCCCCUAGGCACUGGUCCAGGUCACACUUUAGAACCUUCCCAAAGUGUGACAUACUCUUGAACAUUAUGUGUGAGUCAUUCAACAAGUUUAUUUUAGAGACCAGAGACAAGCCAAUCAUAACAAUGCUUGACAGGAUAAGGUGUUUGUUGAUGAGAAGAAUGCAAGUGAGGGACUUAAUGAGGCAACAUGAGGGUAAAUUAUGUCCAAAAAUACAAAAAAAGCUGGAGCAAUUGAAAAUUGAAUCAGGGGGUUGUUUUCCUAUGUGGUCAGGAGGGCCUAAGUUCCAAGUUAAUUGUUCAAAUGUUGAUCAGUGGGUAGUGGCCUGGAUGAACUUGCUCAUGCAGAAGGUGGGAUUUAAAGGGUAUACCUUGUGCUCAUGGUGUGCCUUCUAUCUGGAACAAGGGUGAGACACCUGAAGAUCAUGUGAAUGAAUGUUACUGGACAGAGAACAAUUUAAAGAUUUAUGAAAAUAUGAUACAACCUCUAAAUGUUCCUAAAUUGUGGUCCAAGACUGGAUUAGUACCCCCAUUUCCUCCUGUUUAUCAUAAGCCUCCAGGAAGGCCCCCAACUUGUAGAAGGAAGGGACCAGAUGAACCUGCCGAUCCUACCAAAGUCAUGGGGCCAUAACUAUAGGAGCUGCAAGAAUCUACCAAACAGGGAGUACCAACUUAAAAACAAACCAAGGUGGAAGAGCUUAUGCGAUAUAAGGAAAAAGGCUGGAUCAACAUCAUCCCAAGCAUCAGCACCAAUGGCAACCCAAACACGAACACCAAUGGCAACACCAAAUCCAGCUUUGUCCAUUCCAAUCGCAGCUUCAGCAAUUCCAAGGGCACCAAAUCCAUCUACAUCAAGGGCAAGUUCACAAGCACAAAGGGAAACUUCUGCAGCAAUGGCAACUUCAACAUUGAGUGCAACAAUAGCAGCAAGAACCAUGGCAGCAGCAAGAACCAUGGCAACAGCAACAAGGGGGGCAAGAGCAACACCAACAGAAACAAGUGCAAUAACAACAAAGGCGACAUCAUCACAAACAUCUGAAGCAUAUCAAGGGGAGCAACAUCAACACCAACACCAGCCUCAUUUACAUGGAGAAGGAGGAAUGUUGUGACCUUGUCCUCACUUCAGAAUGCAUCUGCCUCUAAGGUGAACAACCCAAAGUAAGGGUGUUGUUUAUUUUGAUUAUCAAACUCUUUUGACAAUGUGGCAUGUUUUGUCUAUGUAGUUAUGGAUACUGCCAGCAUGUUUGCAUCAUGAAUGUGGCCAUUUUGACUAGAUGGAUACCAACAAUAUAUUUUAUAAAAUGAAUUAUUACCAUUUGUGUGUU